This is a messenger RNA of Esox lucius (northern pike), 2565 nucleotides long. It is a transcript of the gene yars1, whose product is annotated as tyrosyl-tRNA synthetase 1. Lineage: Eukaryota; Metazoa; Chordata; Actinopteri; Esociformes; Esocidae. Gene Ontology annotation, molecular function: tyrosine-tRNA ligase activity; ATP binding; tRNA binding. The transcript has 14 exons. The record is from RefSeq and is a predicted model, not a curated record. The coding region runs from base 478 to 2064 and encodes 528 amino acids. Gene Ontology annotation, biological process: tyrosyl-tRNA aminoacylation.
GAUACCCCCGCAGCCACCUGCGUCGUCCGUCCGUAGUCCCUAAACGCGUCCGCCCCGUCGUUGGUUAUCUUGCAGGGGACCUACCGAAACUACGAUACGCCAGUGAGUGCUGAAGUGCUAGAGGAACCACCCAGGACUGUUGCGGCUUUUCCCAUUCAUGCGGUUGACGUCUUCCAGCAUUUUCAGACAGAACUGAUUCCAACAUAUUGCUUGCCUGUUUUAUCCUCCAUCUGUUUUUUGAGUGGAGAAUAAGACGAUGCCCCAGGUUUCACUUAGGAAGCGACAUACGCCACCUGGUGGCAAUUGGAGAAAGCCGUUUAAUCAAUGUCUCUGAGUUCGAUUAGCUCGAAUUGCAGUUGGCUGGUUGAGUCGAUCGCAGAUGUCCACUUUGCGCUGAUGCAAUACAUUGACAGGUCCACCCGGUUUUUACCCCUCAACAACGGCCACACGUUUUAAUACGGUAACGCAAAAGACAUCAUGGGAGAACAGCUGAGUCCAGAUGAGAAACUGCACCUCAUCACUCGGAACCUUCAGGAGGUGCUCGGAGAGGAGAAGAUUAAGCAGGUCUUGGCCGAGAGGGAGUUGAAGGUGUACUGGGGAACAGCCACCACAGGAAAACCCCACGUAGCGUACUUUGUUCCCAUGUCCAAGAUCGCAGACUUCCUCAAGGCCGGGUGUGAGGUCACCAUCCUCUUUGCGGAUCUGCAUGCGUUCCUGGACAACAUGAAGGCCCCCUGGGAGCUGCUGGCGCUCCGGGUUCAGUACUAUGAGCAGGUCAUCAAGGCCAUGCUGGAGAGCAUCGGGGUGCCUCUGGACAAACUGAAGUUCAUCAAGGGGACAGAGUACCAGCUCAGCAGAGAGUACACUCUGGAUGUGUACCGAUUGUCGUCAAUGGUAACAGAACACGAUGCCAAGAAGGCUGGAGCUGAAGUGGUCAAACAAGUGGAUCAUCCUCUGCUGAGUGGGCUCCUCUACCCGGGGCUUCAGGCUCUGGAUGAAGAGUAUCUGAAAGUAGAUGCCCAGUUUGGUGGAGUGGAUCAGAGGAAGAUCUUUACCCUGGCAGAGAAGUACCUUCCCACUCUGGGAUACGCUAAGCGUUCCCAUUUGAUGAAUCCCAUGGUACCUGGUCUAACUGGGUCAAAGAUGAGCUCUUCAGAGGAGGAGUCUAAAAUCGACCUUUUGGACAGGAAGGAGGAUGUCAAGAAGAAGCUGAAGAAGGCGUUCUGUGAACCAGGCAACAUCGAGAACAACGGAGUCCUGUCUUUCGUUAAACAUGUCCUGUUCCCACUAGCUGGAGAGUUCUCCAUCAAAAGGGACCCCAAGUUUGGCGGAGACAAAAUCUACACCAACUUUGAGGAAGUGGAGAAAGAGUUUUCUGAAGAGCUGAUCCAUCCUGGUGACCUGAAAGCGUCUGUGGAGGUGGCCCUAAACAAGCUGUUGGACCCAAUCAGGAAGAAGUUUGAAUCACCGGAGCUCCGCAAGCUUACCAACCUCGCUUACCCAGACCCUUCGAAGAACAAGGGACCAGGGAAGGGCAACCCUAAAGCAGCUGAGGACGACGAGCUGGUUCCCUCUCGACUGGACAUUAGGGUCGGCAAGGUCAUCAGCGUGGAGAAGCAUCCGGAUGCUGAUUCGCUGUACCUGGAGAAGAUAGACGUGGGAGAGGCGGAGCCAAGGACGGUGGUCAGCGGCCUGGUGGCCUACGUUUCCCAGGAGGCCCUGCAGGACCGGCUGGUGUUGUUGCUUUGCAACCUGAAGCCCCAAAAGAUGAGGGGGGUGGAGUCUCAGGCCAUGCUGCUCUGUGCCUCCAUUGAAGGAGAUCCCAGGAGGGUGGAGCCUCUUGACCCUCCGGAGGGGUCGGCGCCGGGAGACCGGGUGUACGUUGAAGGGUACGAGACUGGCAAGCCGGACGACAAACUCAACCCAAAGAAGAAGGUCUGGGAGAAGCUACAGGUGGACCUGAAGGUGUCUGCGGACUGUGUAGCCCAGUGGCAGGACAAACAUCUGAUGACCAAACUGGGAAACAUCACUUGCAAAACAUUAAAGGGAGGCAACAUCAGCUAGAACACACACACCGUUAUUCGCUACUCACAUGGAGUAAUAAUCAUUCUGCCAUUAAUACUAUUAUCAGAAGAGCACAGCAAUAUGUGUUUUCAAAAACCUGUAUAUUUACUAUUGAUAUCAGUGAGGCGUUUGGGAAAUGAUUUGUGGACACUAUUGAGCCAUGUUGGUUGCUGUCAUGAACCAAGGGCCCGGUUGUGAGCAGUCGCCAGACUUGGACUCUACCGCCACAGUUCAUGUACAAAUGUGUGUAGAGAAUGGACAUAGAUCUGUCACCUAGAAUGUGGUGCGAUCUGUGCCGUACUUACCAUCUCUGUCGGCCGUGUUGCCCCUCGUUGUGCGGGUCCUUGCUCUAAGACUGUAUGUGGCGGGGUGUUUUACCAUCAACGGUUGGCUGAUGGUGUUCGGGGGUCAAUGCCACUAACAUCAGCAUUUCAGCGGUCAUCUGUCUCAUUGCUGCUUCAACUCUGUAUGGAAAUAAAUUUGCUUCUGAUGCCGUGAACA